AUGUUCCAAUUGUUGAAAAUUCCUUGUCCCCAUGCAUGUGCCGCAGCGCUUACUCAGAAUGUCAGUGUCUACGCUCUGUCAUCCCCCUAUUACACAAAGGACACGUGGAAGAAUACUUACGAUGCAACAAUUAAUCUUGUGGGCGAGGAGGAUGAAUGGGUGCUUCCAGAACACAUGCAGAACAUGAGAAUCGGUGUACCAGUGGAGAAAAAACAUGUAGGUCGUCCAAGAAAGAGCAAUGCAGGAAGACUACGGACUAACAGAUUUCCAUCGAACGGUCAAAAAGUCAAGGAACCACGCAAAUGUUCAAACUGUGGCGCAUUGGGACACAACAAAGCUACUUGCAAGGCCAGGGUUUGA
This is a messenger RNA of Cannabis sativa, 360 nucleotides long. RefSeq lists its product as uncharacterized. Lineage: Eukaryota; Viridiplantae; Streptophyta; Magnoliopsida; Rosales; Cannabaceae. The record is from RefSeq and is a predicted model, not a curated record. Bases 1 to 360 code for a protein of 119 amino acids. The transcript has a single exon.